AUGGAAAAUUUUGUAACUGUUAGAUUCCAUGAUGAAGAGCUCCGCUUCAGCUCAGCAGAAAACCUCGUGUCAAAAGAGACGCUAAUCACCGAUUUCCUUUUACCAAAGGACUCCCUGAUUUCUUUAAGGUAUGAUAUGAAGGAUGGAACAGUAGGAUGUCUAUUGAGUAAAGACGGAACGGCGUUCCUGUUACCACCUGAUUGGGCAGGGAUUAAGUUUUAUUUGAAGAGCGAUAAGGCACCAUCAAGGCCUGCAACUCCAAUGAACCAAGCUAUGAGCGAAAGUUCUUCUAGCCAGAAAGAUUCGUCCAAGUUCAAAAGUUAUUCGCGCUAUUUGUUUUACACUCGUAUUUUAUUGAAAGACAACGGGUCAAUCAUAGAAGACGAUCGUAUGCAAUACCCUUGUGUCCCUUUUCAGACAACAUUCCUUCCUAAGCGUUAUUUUGUAAUCUCUACGCGGCAUGGGAGUCAUAGUUGUCUUGAGGAAGGCGAUGAAAUUAAAGUAUACAAUCCCGAACAUAAACCAUUCGUGGUGAAAGUAGUCUACUACGAAGACGAUCGCGAUUUCAUAGUAUUCGAUUCGGAUGUUAAACUAUGCGACAAUAUGCCUUUCCUUGGUCCCGUUGUGGGAGGUACCUAUUAUACCCUCUUGGGGUUUGCUGAUGUUAAGCAGGAUAAAACCCAGUCGAAGUACCUAGCACCAUGUUAUACAGCAGGUGUGAUUAUCUCGUCACAGCCUAACUCGACCGGCCACGUAUCGGGGAGUUCAAGGGGAUUGUCUGGGUUCAGUGGAGGCCCCGUUUUCGAUACAAGUAAUGGUUAA
This is a messenger RNA of Auanema sp. JU1783, 822 nucleotides long. Lineage: Eukaryota; Metazoa; Nematoda; Chromadorea; Rhabditida; Rhabditidae. The record is from the annotation of a GenBank genome assembly.